Molecule: messenger RNA, 19672 nt
Organism: Nothoprocta perdicaria
Lineage: Eukaryota; Metazoa; Chordata; Aves; Tinamiformes; Tinamidae
Gene: NEB
Product: nebulin
Exons: 146
Coding region: 1-19668 (6555 amino acids)
Biological process (GO): cardiac muscle thin filament assembly
Cellular component (GO): Z disc
Molecular function (GO): actin filament binding
Source: RefSeq, a predicted model, not a curated record
AUGUGUGAUGUCAACAUCUUCAUUGCUGGGAUGUCUAUUUUAGCUGCAAGUACCACCCCUCAGGUGGUGCACGAGGGGAUACCAGUGGAAGUUGCACAUACAGAAUGGAGGCCAGGAGCUGCUCUCUCCCAGUGCCUCUGGAGAGUGAUCACUGAGACCACAGAAUUCACAGGUCCGCAAACUACUGUAUAUACAGUUGAGCAUGAAGAGCCUUGUGUUCAUCGUGAAAAAUCUGUCGAGCAUGGAGCACCUCCAGUCAGAAAGAAGAUAAUAAGGACAAAAGUGGAUCCCUCUAAGUUUUUGACACCUUAUCUCCAGCACAGUAACAAAAUGAAGGACCUGUUCAGUGAGAAUAAAUACAAAGAAAAGUUUAUAAAAGAAAAAGGAAAGCCAUAUGCUUCCACAAUUGAUACACCAGAACUUCGUCGAAUAAAGAAAGUACAAGAUCAGCUCAGUGAGGUCAAAUACCGCAUGGCUGGUGAAGUUGCUAGGACUAUUUGCCAUGUUGAUGAAAAGGCCAAGGAUAUAGAACAUGCAAAGAAGGUCUCACAGCAAGUGAGCAAGGUGCUAUAUAAACAGAAUUGGGAGGAGAAUAAAGACAAGUACCUACUUCCCCCUGAUGCUCCAGAACUUGUGAAUGCAAUAAAAAAUACAGCAAUGUUCAGUAAGAAACUGUAUACAGAAGAUUGGGAAGGAGACAAAACAUUAUUCUAUCCAUACAAUGACAGUCCAGAGCUCAGGAGGGUGGCCCAGGCCCAAAAGACUCUGAGUGAUAUUGUCUACAAAAAAGGGCACGAUGAACGUAAAUCUAAAUACACUUCUCUGCCAGAUCCACCUGAUGUGGAACUAGCCAAGAAAGUGACGAGGCAACUCAGUGAUAUUAAGUAUCAUGAAGACUAUAAAAAUAAGAUCAAGGGCAAGUGGAGCCAAACUCCAUGCUAUGAUGUUGCAAUUGCAAAAAUGAAUUCAGAAAAUCUAAGUAUGAAAAAAUAUCAGGAAGACUUUGAAAAUAUAAAAGACCAAAUCUAUUUUAUGCAGACUGAAACUCCAGAGUAUGAAGCUAAUAAACGACUUGGAAAUAAUGUCAGUAAGAUAAAAUACAGAGCAGACUAUGAAAAGAACAAAGCUAUUGCAGAUUACAAUGUGCUUCCUGCUACAGAGAACCCUUUGCUGAGGCAAUUAAAAACUGCAGGAAACGUGCUGAGUGAUAAAUUGUACAAAGAAGCCUAUGAGCAAUCAAAAGGAACGAGCAUGAAUUACUGUGAUACUCCCAAGUUUCAGGUUGACAGCGUUCUAAAGAAUUUUAGUGAUGUAAAAUAUAAAGAUGCAUAUCAAAAGAAUAUUUUAGGACACUAUUUAGGAAGCUAUGAGGACCCACAUCAUACACACUGUAUGAAAGUUGAAGCUAUGAAGAGUGAUAAAAAUUACAAAGCAGAUUAUGAGGAGGAUAAGACAAAAUGCUACUUCCCUCAGACCAUAACUCAGGAAUAUGAAGCUAUUAAGAAGUUAGAUCAGUGUAAAGAUCACACCUACAAAAAACAUCCUGAUCAAAUCAAAUUUACUCAAGUGACAGACUCUCCAGUGCAGAAGCAAGCAGAGAUCAAUAGCAAACAGCUUAGUGAUCUGAGAUACAAAGCUAAACAUGAAAGUGAGAAGUUCAAGUGUUCUAUACCACCAGAUGCUCCAUUUUUCAUCCAGUCCCGUGUUAAUGCAUAUAACAUUAGUGAUAGUUGUUACAAGUAUGACUGGGAAAAGGCUAAAGAUAAGUCAUUUGAAAUCAAAGUUGAUGCAAUUCCACUUCUUGCUGCUAAAGCUCACAGUAAAAUUGCAAGUGAUGUGGAAUAUAAGAAAGCAUAUGAACAGAGUAAAGGGAAAAUGAUUGGAGCUCUGAGUGUGCAUGAUGAUCCCAAGAUACUACAUUCCAUGAAGGUGGCCAAACAGCAGAGCGAUCGCGAGUACAAAUUGGCUUAUGAAACAUCGAAGACCAACUAUACGGCACCAUUGGACAUGAUUCCAGUUGUUCAAGCCAAAAAAUCUCAAGCAAUUGCCAGCAAUGCGGACUACAAGAACAUCAUUCAUAAUUACUUUUAUCCUCCUGACAGCAUUGAUGUGGAGCUUGCAAAGAAAGCCUAUGCUAUUCAGAGUGACAAUGAGUAUAAAUCAGAUUACAAUAGUGACAUGAAAGGCUGCGGCUGGAUACCGUUAGGAUCUCUGGAAGUGGAGAAGGCUAAGAGAGCUUCAGACAUUCUGAAUGAGAAAAAGUAUCGCCAGCAUCCAGACACUAUUAAGUUUACACAGAUUGAAGAUGAGCCUGUUAUGGUUCAAGCUAAAAUCAACCAGGCUCAGAGAAGUGAUAUACUAUAUAAAUCCAAAGGUGAAGAAGUUAUUCACAAGUACCACCUUCCUCCAGAUGUGCCCCACUUCAUCCAGGCUAGAGUUAAUGCCUAUAAUAUUAGUGAUAACUACUACAAAAGUGGAUUAGAAGAAUUAAAAUCAAAAGGAUAUGAUCUAAGAAGUGAUGCUAUUCCUAUCAGAGCUGCCAAGGCUGCUAGACAGGCUGUCAGUGAUGUAAACUAUAAAAAAGGCUACGAGCUUGCCAAGGGUAAACAUAUUGGCUUCCAGAGUCUCCAAGAUGAUCCAAAACUAGUUCAUUAUAUGAAUGUAGCCAAGAUGCAGUCCGAACGAGAAUACAAGAAAGAUUAUGAGAAAACAAAAACCAAGUACAACACCCCACUGGAUAUGGUCAAUGUCGUGGCUGCCAAGAAGGCUCAAGAGAUUGCCAGCAAUGCUAAUUACAAGAACCUCCUCCACCACUACACUUACUUACCAGAUGCAAUGAACUUGGAGUUGACCAAAAACAUGAUGGAGAUUCAGAGUGAUAAUGCUUACCAAGCUGAUUUUACUGGCCCGAUGAAGGACAUUGGUUGCAUCCCCAUUGGCUCACUAGAAGUAGAAAAGUCUCUUUCCUGUAGACCUCUCAGUAAGGCCAAGUCUAAUGUGUACAAGCAAGACUAUAACAGCUGGUUCAAGGGUACUGGAUGGAGUCCCCUGGGUUCUCUGGAUGUUGAAAAAGCUAAAAAGGCUGGAGAGGCAUUAAAUGAAAAGAAAUACCGUCAGCACCCAGACACCAUCAAAUUUACAAGUAUACCAGAUUCAAUACCAAUGGUUUUAGCUCAGCACAAUACCAAGCAGCUGAGUGAUGUAACAUAUAAGCAAGAGGGUGAAAAAGUAAAACACAAAUACACUCUGGAUCCUGAUGUUCCGCAGUUUAUUCAAGCCAGGGUCAAUGCCUUCAAUUUGAGUGAUGCUAACUACAAAGCAGACUGGAAAAAAACUAUUGCCAAAGGAUAUGAUCUGAAACCUGAUGCCAUUCCUAUUAUUGCUGCUAAAGCUUCUCGAAACAUUGCCAGUGAUUACAAGUACAAGGAAUCCUAUGAGAAAGAUAAAGGCAAACAGGUUGGAUACCAUAGCUUGCAGGAUGAUCCUAAACUUGUUCACUACAUGAAUGUGGCCAAAAUGCAAUCAGACCGUGAAUACAAGAAGGGUUAUGAAGUCACGAAGACCAAAUACCACACUCCCUUGGACAUGUUCAGUGUGACAGCUGCCAAGAAAGCCCAGGAAGCAGUCACAAACACUGGCUAUAAACAGCUAAUCCACCAUUAUACACUACUGCCUGAUGCUGUGAACUUGGAACUAUCAAAAAAUAUGAUGCAGAUUCAGAGUGAUAAUGUCUACAAAGCAGAUUUUAAUAACUGGUUAAGAGGAGUUGGCUGGAUGCCAAUUCAAUCACUGGAGGUCGAAAAGGCCAAAAAAGCUGCAGAAAUUCUUAGUGAAAAGAAGUAUCGCCAGCACCCAGACAAGCUGAAAUACUCCAUUACAAUGGAUGCAAUGGAACAGGUGCUUGCUAAACACAAUGCCAAGACCAUGAAUAAGAAGAUGUACACUGAUAAAUGGAACAAAGAGAAGACCAGCAUUCAUGUUAUGCCAGAUACUCCAGAAAUUCUACAGUCUAGAGUGAACCAGAUGAACAUGAGUAACAAACUAUACAAAGCCGAUUGGGAGGAAGACAAGAAGAAAGGUUAUGAUAUGCAGCCAGAUGCUAUUCCAAUAAAAGCAGCCAAAGCCUCCAGAGACAUUGCGAGUGAUUAUAAAUACAAACUAGCCUAUGAAAAAGCAAAAGGAAAGCAUAUUGGGUUCCGCAGCCUUGAAGAUGACCCCAAACUGGUUCACUUCAUGCAUGUGGCUAAGAUGCAGUCUGAUCGUGAAUACAAAAAAGAUUAUGAGAAGGCAAAAACUAAUUUCCAUACCCCAGUCGAUAUGCUCAGUGUUGUGGCAGCCAAGAAAGCACAGGAGGUGGCUACAAAUGCAAACUACAGAAACUUGAUCCAUACUUACAACGUUUUACCUGAUGCUAUGAGUCUUGAAUUAGCCAAAAACAUGAUGCAGAUACAGAGCAAUAAUCAAUACAAAGCAGAAUAUGAUGAAAGUGUGAAGGGUGUUGGAUGGAUGCCAUUGGGAUCCUUGGAAGCUGAGAAGAACAAAAAAGCCAUGGAAAUUGUCAGUGAAAAGAAGUACCGUCAACAUCCAGACAAAUUGAAAUUCUCCAUUCCUAUGGAUUCUAUGAACAUGGUCUUAGCUAUGCAUAAUGCCAAAAUCAUGGAUGAGCAUCAAUAUAAACAAGCAUGGGAAGAAGACAAAAAGAAGAUUCAUAUCACACCAGAUAUUCCACAGCUUGCUUUAGCAAAAGUCAAUGCAUUUAAUAUAAGUGAUAAAAUGUACAGACUUUCCUUUGAAGAAUCUAGGAAGAAAGGAUAUGAUCUCAGAGCUGAUGCUAUCCCUAUUAAAGCUGCCAAAGCUUCCAGGGACAUUGCUAGUGAUUAUAAGUAUAAAUUAGGUUAUGAACAAGACAAGGGAAAACUUGUAGGCUUCCGCAGUCUUCAGGAUGAUCCCAAGCUUGUCCAUUACAUGCAAGUGGCGAAGAUGCAGUCGGAUCGGGAAUACAAGAAAGCCUAUGAGAUGAGCAAGACCCAUUACCAAACACCUUCUGAUGCCCUCAGUAUCAUGGCAGCUAAGGAGGCACAGGAUCGCGUAACCAAUGCUAACUACAAGCGACUGAUUCACAACUAUAUGCUUCUCCCAGAUGCAAUGAGCUUAGAGCUGUCCAGAAACAUGAAUCGGAUACAAAGUGAUAAUGAGUACAAACAGGAUUAUAAUGACUGGUAUAAGGGCAUGGGCUGGAGUCCUGCUGGUUCCCUUGAGGUGGAGAAAUCUAAGAAAGCUACAGAAAUUGCAAGUGACCGGAACUACCGCCAGCAUCCCAGCAUGUUCCCCUUCAAAAAGGAGAAUGAUGCCAUGGACAUGGUGCUUGCAAAGCACAAUGCAGGGAUAAUGAAUAAACAUGAUUAUAUUCAAGCUUGGGAGAAGGAUAAAACUAAGAUCCAUGUAAUGCCAGAUACACCGGAUAUUCUACAGGCUAAACAGAACAGUGCAAACUACAGUCAGAAACUGUACAAGCUUGACUGGGAGGAAAUGAUAAAGAAAGGCUAUGACCUCACACCUGAAGCCAUUUCAGUGAAAGCUGCCAAAGCUUCAAGGGACAUUGCAAGUGAUUACAAGUACAAAGAAGGAUACCGCAAGCAACAGGGGCAUCACAUUGGAUUCCGCAGCUUACAGGAUGAUCCAAAGAUGAUGUGGUCGAUGCAAGUAGCUAAGAUGCAGAGUGAGAGGGAAUACAAAAAAGAUUUUGAAAAGUGGAAGACAAAGUUUAACAUGCCUGUGGAUAUGCUGGGCUUCCUUCUGGCUAAGAAAUGUCAGGAACUUGUUAGUGAUGCAGACUACAAACACAUUCUACACCGUUGGACUUGUCUGCCAGACCAGAAUGAUGUCACCCAAGCAAAGAGGGUCUAUGAACUACAGAGUGAUAAUCUAUAUAAAGCAGAUCUGCAGUGGCUCAAGGGUGUUGGAUGGAGUCCUUUGGGAUCUUUGGAAUCUGAAAAGAACAAGAAAGCUGCUGAAAUUCUGAGUGAGAAGAAGUACCGGCAGCACCCGGAUACUAUUAAGUUCACAAGUCUUCCAGAUGCCAUGAAUAUUGUUUUAGCAAAAUCUAAUGCCAAAAAUAGAAGCGAUAUACUGUAUAGAGAAGCAUGGGACAAAGACAAGACUCAGGUUCACAUCAUGCCUGAUACUCCCGAAAUCUUGCUGGCUAAAUCAAACUUAAUCAACACCAGUGAUAAACAUUACAAGUUAGGAUAUGAAGAACUGAAGAAAAAAGGCUAUGAUCUUCCUCCUGAUGCCAUACCACUGAAGGCAGCAAAGGCAUCCAGAGAAAUAGCUAGUGAGUAUCAAUAUAAAACAGCUUACCGGAAGCAACUUGGGCACCAUAUUGGAGCACGCAACAUAGAGGACGACCCCAAGAUGAUGUGGUCUAUGCACGUAGCCAAGAUCCAGAGUGACAGGGAGUACAAGAAAGCCUUUGAGAAGWCCAAGACCCACUUCAGYAGCCCSGUGGACAUGCUGGGAAUUGUGUUGGCAAAGAAAUGCCAGGAGCUGGUCAGCGAUGCGGAUUACAAGCAUCCCCUGCAUCGAUGGACCUGUCUGCCAGACCAAAAYGAURUUGUACAGGCCAGGAAAGUGUAUGACCUGCAGAGUGAUAAUGUGUACAAGUCGGACCUGCAGUGGCUGAGGGGCAUUGGCUGGACGCCAAGCGGUUCGCUGGACGAUGAGAAGAACAAGAGAGCCGGCCUCAUCCUGAGUGACAAGAAGUACCGGCAACACCCGGGCACCAUCAAAUUCACGAGCCUUCCGGACUCUAUGCCCAUGGCCCUGGCGAAGCACAACUCUGAGAUUAUGAACCACCGCCUCUACACGUCGGCUUGGGAGAAAGAUAAAACGAGCAUUCACAUAAUGCCGGACACACCUGAAAUUUUGCUAGCGCAUCAGAACCAAGUGAACCUCAGUGAGAAACUGUACAAGCUUGCCAUGGAAGAAGAGAAGAAGAAGGGCCAUGACCUGCGAGCAGAUGCCAUUCCCAUCAAGGCUGCAAAAGCUUCCAGAGAUAUAGCAAGUGAUUACAGGUACAAAGAAGGUUAUCGCAAGCAGCUGGGGCACCAUAUUGGAGCACGCAACAUAGAGGACGACCCCAAGAUGAUGUGGUCUAUGCACGUAGCCAAGAUCCAGAGUGACAGGGAGUACAAGAAAGCCUUUGAGAAGWCCAAGACCCACUUCAGYAGCCCSGUGGACAUGCUGGGAAUUGUGUUGGCAAAGAAAUGCCAGGAGCUGGUCAGCGAUGCGGAUUACAAGCAUCCCCUGCAUCGAUGGACCUGUCUGCCAGACCAAAAYGAURUUGUACAGGCCAGGAAAGUGUAUGACCUGCAGAGUGAUAAUGUGUACAAGUCGGACCUGCAGUGGCUGAGGGGCAUUGGCUGGACGCCAAGCGGUUCGCUGGACGAUGAGAAGAACAAGAGAGCCGGCCUCAUCCUGAGUGACAAGAAGUACCGGCAACACCCGGGCACCAUCAAAUUCACGAGCCUUCCGGACUCUAUGCCCAUGGCCCUGGCGAAGCACAACUCUGAGAUUAUGAACCACCGCCUCUACACGUCGGCUUGGGAGAAAGAUAAAACGAGCAUUCACAUAAUGCCAGACACACCUGAAAUUUUGCUAGCGCAUCAGAACCAAAUGAACCUCAGUGAGAAACUGUACAAGCUUGCCAUGGAAGAAGAGAAGAAGAAGGGCCAUGACCUGCGAGCAGAUGCCAUUCCCAUCAAGGCUGCAAAAGCUUCCAGAGAUAUAGCAAGUGAUAAGAAGAAGGGCCAUGACCUGCGAGCAGAUGCCAUUCCCAUCAAGGCUGCAAAGGCUUCCAGAGAUAUAGCAAGUGAUUACAAGUACAAAGAAGGUUAUCGCAAGCAGCUUGGGCACCAUAUUGGAGCGCGCAACAUAGAGGAUGACCCCAAGAUGAUGUGGUCUAUGCACGUAGCCAAGAUCCAGAGUGACAGGGAGUACAAGAAAGCCUUUGAGAAGACCAAGACCCACUUCAGUAGCCCCGUGGACAUGCUGGGAAUUGUGUUGGCAAAGAAAUGCCAGGAGCUGGUCAGCGAUGCUGAUUACCGGCACUAUCUGCAUCAGUGGACCUGUCUGCCAGACCAGAAUGAUGUUAUCCAUGCUAAGAAGGCCUAUGAGCUACAGAGUGAUAAUUACUACAAGUCAGACCUUGAAUGGUUGCGGGGCAUUGGCUGGGUGCCCAUUGGUUCCUUGGAUGUUGUCAAAGCCAAGAGAGCAGGRGAGAUCUUGAGUGACAAAGUGUACCGUCAGCCUCCCGACACCAUCAAGUUCACCAGUGUCACGGAUUCCCUGGAGAUGGUCUUAGCCAAGCAUAAUGCAGAGACGAUAAAUAAACGUUUAUAUACUGAGGCCUGGGAUAAAGACAAGACGCAAAUCCAUAUAAUGCCUGACACACCUGAAAUCACACUGGCGAAACAGAAUAUGCUAAACUACAGUGAGAAAUUUUAUAAGCAUGCCAUGGAAGAAGCAAAGAAGAAAGGCCAUGACUUGCGAGGUGAUGCCAUCCCCAUUCAAGCUGCCAAAGCAUCAAGGGAAAUUGCCAGUGAUGUAAUGUACCGUCAGCCUCCCGACACCAUCAAGUUCACCAGUGUCACGGAUUCCCUGGAGAUGGUCUUAGCCAAGCAUAAUGCAGAGACGAUGAAUAAGCGUUUAUACACUGAAGCAUGGAAUAAAGAUAAGACUAUGAUUCAUAUCAUGCCUGACACACCAGAAAUCCUACUAUCUAAGCAAAACCAAGUAAACUACAGUCAGAAGAUGUACAGACUGGCUUUGGAGGAAUCAAAGAAGAAGGGUCAUGACUUGCGUUUUGAUGCUAUUCCUAUCCAAGCUGCCAAGGCAUCCAGAGAGAUUGCCAGUGAUUACAAGUACAAAGAAGGUUAUCGCAAGCAGCUKGGGCACCAUAUUGGAGCRCGCAACAUAGAGGAYGACCCCAAGAUGAUGUGGUCUAUGCACGUAGCCAAGAUCCAGAGUGACAGGGAGUACAAGAAAGCCUUUGAGAAGACCAAGACCCACUUCAGUAGCCCCGUGGACAUGCUGGGAAUUGUGUUGGCAAAGAAAUGCCAGGAGCUGGUCAGCGAUGUGGAUUACCGGCACUAUCUGCAUCAGUGGAUCUGUCUGCCAGACCAGAAUGAUGUUAUCCAUGCUAGGAAGGCCUAUGAUCUACAGAGUGAUGCUGUAUACAAAUCAGACCUUGAAUGGCUACGGGGAAUAGGAUGGGUUCCUAUUGGUUCCAUGGACAUCGAGAAAGUCAAGAAAGCUGGAGAAAUUCUGAGUGAAAGGAAGUACCGUCAGCCACCUGACCAGAUUAAAUUUACUAGUGUGACUGAUUCCUUGGCCAUGGUCUUAGCUAAGCAUAAUGCUGAGAUAAUGAACCAGCGAUUAUACACAGAAGCCUGGGAUGCUGACAAAACCUCAAUUCACAUCAUGCCUGAUACACCAGCAUUUCUGUUAGCAAAGGCCAAUGCAGCUAAUGUUAGCCAUAAACACUAUACACAAGCCUGGGAUGAAGCCAAAAAGAAAGGUUAUGACAUGAGAGCUGAUGCAAUUCCAAUCCGAAGUGCAAAGGCAUCAAGAGAUAUUGCAAGUGAUUACAAGUACAAGGAAACGCAUGAGAAGCAGAAAGGGCACUACAUUGGGUGCCGCACUGCAAAGGAGGACCCCAAGCUGUCGUGGGCGGCGCGUGUGAUGCAGCUGCAGAACGACCGAAUCUACCGCAAGGCCUACAAUGAUUCCAAGUCCCACGUGCACAUUCCAGUGGACAUGAUGUCCGUGCAGGCAGCCAAGGAAKGCCAGWCACUGGUCAGUGAUGUGGACUACCGGCAUUACCUGCACCAGUGGACGUGUCUGCCUGACCAGAAUGAYGUKAUCCAUGCAAGGAAGGCCUACGACCUGCAGAGUGAUAACGUGUACAAGUCGGACCUGGAAUGGUUGCGUGGCAUUGGCUGGCUGGCYGAAGGGUCUGUGGACGUGCUUAAGGCAAAGAGAGCCCAGGAGAUCCUGAACGACAGACUGUAUCGCACACGGCCGGACGCGCUGAAGUUCACCAGCGUCACUGACUCGCCAGAUGUGGUCCAGGCCAAGAUCAAUGCUCUGCAGCUCAGUCAYCGCCUGUAUCGUGAGGCCUGGGACAGAGACAAGACGCAGAUUUGCUUGCCUUCCGACACACCUGACAUGCUGCAGUCCAGAGUCAACGCUCAGAACAUCAGCAAUAAACACUAUCAGAAGGACUGGGACGAGGCCAAGGCCAAAGGGUAUGACUUAAGAGCUGACGCCAUUUCCAUCAAGCAUGCCAAGGCUUCCAGAGACAUUGCUAGUGAGUACAAGUACAAGGAAACGCAUGAGAAGCAGAAAGGGCACUACAUUGGGUGCCGCACUGCAAAGGAGGACCCCAAGCUGUCGUGGGCGGCGCGUGUGAUGCAGCUGCAGAACGACCGAAUCUACCGCAAGGCCUACAAUGAUUCCAAGUCCCACGUGCACAUUCCAGUGGACAUGAUGUCCGUGCAGGCAGCCAAGGAAGGCCAGWCACUGGUCAGUGAUGUGGACUACCGGCAUUACCUGCACCAGUGGACGUGUCUGCCUGACCAGAAUGAUGUUAUCCAUGCAAGGAAGGCCUACGACCUGCAGAGUGAUGCUGUCUAUAAGUCGGACCUGGAAUGGCUCCGUGGAAUUGGUUGGCUGCCAAAUGAUUCUCCUGAUCUAAAGAGAGUGAAGCAUGCCCAUGAUCUCCUGAGCGACAAAGUGUACCGUACACCUAUAGACAGCAUGAAAUUCACCAGUAUUGUUGAUUCUCCAGAUGUUGUUCAAGCUAAAGUUAAUGCUGAACAACUCAGCAUCUCAAAAUAUAAAGAAGCCUGGGAAAAGGACAAGACCAUGGUACGUAUGAUGGCAGACACACCUGCAAUCAACCUAGCCAAGACUAAUGCUCUUCAUUAUAGCCAGAAACUGUACAAAGAAGCUUGGGAUGAAUUGAAGACAAGUUAUGAUUUGAGAGCAGAUGCAAUCCCCAUCAAGGCAGCCAAAGCUUCCAGAGAAAUCGCUAGUGAUUAUAAAUACAAGUUGGAUCACGAGAAACAGAAAGGACAUUAUGUUGGAGUUCCAAAUGCCAAAGCAGAUUCGAAAAUGCAGUUUGCCCUGGGCAUAGGCAAGGUUCAGAGUGAACUGGAGUACAAGAAGCACUUUGCCAAAUGGAAGACCCAGUGCCACCUACCACCUGACAUGCUCGCCAUCCUGUCAGCCAAGCAUGGUCAGUCUUUAGUCAGUGAUGUCGAUUAUCGUCAUUACUUGCAUCAGUGGAUCUGUCUUCCAGAUCAAAAUGAUGUCAUACAUGCUAGGAAGGCCUACGAUCUUCAGAGUGAUGCUGUUUACAAGUCUGAUUUAGAAUGGCUGCGUGGGAUUGGAUGGUUGCCAAAUGACUCAGUUGGGCUCAACCAUGUCAAACAUGCUGGAGACCUCUUGAGUGAGAAAAAGUACCGUACAAAAGCUGAAACACUUCCAUUUACUGCUGUGGCAGACAGAGUUGAUUAUAUCACAGCAAAAAAUAGUGGUGCAAUCCUUAGUGAUAUUAAAUACCACAAAGAGUGGAAUGAUGUCAAGUGCAACUACACUCUGACAGAUACACCACAGCUAGAUAUGGCCCGAGAGGCAGCCAGAAUUCUCAAUCAGAAUUUGUACAAGGAAAGUUGGGAGAAAGAAAAAGCCACUGGUUACCUCUUACCUCCUGACAGUGUGCAGAUACGUCAUGCCAAGCACUCCCAUGAAGUCCAAAGCGAGCUUAAAUACAAAGCUGACUAUGUGAAACAAAAAGGUCACUAUGUAGGAGUUCCCACCAUGAAAGAUGACCCCAAGCUGGUGUGGUUUGCGCAUGCAGGCGAGAUCCAGAAUGACAGACUGUACAAAUCAAAUUAUCACAAAACUAAAUCCAAAAUUCACAUUCCUGUGGAUAUGAUGUCGGUUACGGCAGCCAAAGAAUGUCAGACCUUGGUCAGCGAUGUUGAUUACCGCCAUUACCUGCAUCAGUGGACGUGUCAUCCUGAUCAGAAUGACUGUAUUCAGGCAAGGAAGGCCUAUGAUCUGCAAAGUGAUAAUAUUUACAAAUCUGAUUUGGAAUGGCUUCGAGGUUGUGGCUGGAUUCCUCUGAAUUCGGUGGAACACAAGAAAGUUAAGCAUGCACAAGAGUUGAUAAAUAAGAGAGCAUAUACAAAAGCAGCUCUUGACAACUUCUCCAAAUAUACAAGUGUGGUUGACACUCCAGACAUUGUUUUGGCAAAGAUUAACUCUGUCAAUCAGAGUGAUCUGAAAUACAAAGAAACAUUUAAUCUGGAGAAAGGCCAGUACAUUGGAUCUGAUGACACUCCUGAGCUGAACCAUGCCAGAGACAUGUCCUUACUGUAUAGCGAUAAACUUUAUAAAAAUGCUUGGGAAAUCAGUAAACCCAUUGGGUAUACUUUGGAUGAGAAAUACAUUCCUCUUGUUGGAGCUAAGCAUGCAAAUUACAUUAAUAGUGAGCUUAAAUAUAAGGAAAUUUAUGAGAAGCUGAAAGGCCAUUACCUGGCUGGGAAGGAUAUUGGUGACUUCCCCGGUGUCGUUCACUCGCUAGCAUUCCAGAAAAUGAGGAGUGCGUUGGCAUACAGAAAGAACUAUGAAGAUACCAAAAAAAAUGUCCAUAUUCCAAGUGACAUGAUGAAUCAUGUGCUAGCUAAAAAAUGCCAAUAUAUUCUCAGUGAUCUAGAAUACAGAAAUUACUUCCAUCAUUGGAAUUGUUCACCUGAAGAAAACGAUGUUAUUCAAGCCAGAAAGGCCCAGGAGAUUCUGAGUGAUGUGAUAUAUAAAGAUGACUUGAAUUGGCUGAAGGGAAUUGGAUGCUAUGUCUGGGAUACUCCACAAAUCCUGCAUGCUAAAAAAUCAUAUGAUCUCCAGAGCCAAAUAAAAUACACAGCUGCAGGAAAGCAGAAUUUUCAGAAUUUUGGUGUUGUUACUGAUACACCUCUUUAUGUGACUGCAGUGCAGAGUGGUUUAAAUGCUAGCGAUGUGGUAUACAAAGCAGAUUACCACAAAACUAAGGACAAGUAUACGACUGUGACUGAAACAGUGGAUUCUGAAAGGGUCCAAAAUUUGAAACAUCUUUUUAGCAAUAAUCUCUACAAGGAAGCCUGGGAUAAAGUGAAAGCUACUGGCUAUAUUUUGCCCUCUGAUUCAGUCUCCUUAGCACGUGCAAAAGAACUGAAGCAUAAUGCUAGUACAGUAAAAUAUCGUGAAGAAUAUGACAAGUUUAAAGCGCUGUACACACUACCCAGAAGCGUUGAGGAUGAUCCCAACACAGCAAGGUGCCUGAGAGUUGGAAAGCUUAACAUUGAUCGCCUGUACAAGGAAGUCUAUGAAAAGAAUAAAACCAAAAUCCACAUUAUUCCAGACAUGGUAGACAUAAUUGCUGCCAAAGAUGCACAGAAGAAAAUCAGUGAAGUUGAUUACCGCACACAUCUUCAUGAGUGGAUUUGUCUACCAGAUCUUCAAAUCAAUGCCCAUGUUCGAAAAGUCACUGAUCAACUUAGUGAUGUGGUGUAUAAGGAUGAUCUCAACUGGCUGAAAGGCAUUGGCUGCUUUGUCUGGGACACUCCUGAAAUUCUCCAUGCUAAGCACGCAUACGACCUUCGCAGUGAUAUUAAGUACAAAUCUAAUGCAGAGAAAAUGAAGAAUAGAUACACUGUGGUCAUGGACACCCCCCUCUAUGUCCAGAAUGUCCUCAGUGGCAUGAAUUUGAGUGAAACUAUCUAUCGUGGUGAAUAUUUACAAAACAUCAAAGGCAAAAUGACCCCUACCGAUAAAACAGUAGACUUGGAUCGGGCAAAGCAUGCACACAAAAUACAGAGUGAAAAUUUGUAUCGCUGGGCUGGUUUGAAAGCUUUGCCUACUGGAUACAGUCUUCCUGCAGAUACUCCAAACUUUCAGCAUGCUAAACAUGUCCAGUACAUUGGCAGUGAUCUGAAAUACAAAGAAGCCUAUGAACACAUGAAAGCUAAAGGCUAUACUCUGGGACCUAAAGAUGUUGGGUUUGAAAAUGUAAAGAAAGUGAAUCAAGUCAUUAAUGAGAGGUUGUAUCGGGCAACAUACCACAAGAACAAGGACAAGAUUCAUACCACUCCUGACACACCUGAAAUCCGUCAAGUCAAAGCGACACAGGAAGCUGUCAGUGAUCAAAUCUACAAGUCAGAUUUCUUUAGGAUGCAAGGACACUUGAUUUCCCUGCCAUACACACCCCAGCUGUUGCACUGCCGCUAUGUUGGGGACAUCACAAGCGAUAAUAAGUACAAAGAGGAUCUGAUGUGGCUGAAGGGCUUAGGUUGCUUCCUGUAUGAUACUCCUGAUAUGGUCCGAUCUCGCCAUCUGCGCAAACUUUGGUCUAAUUAUGUAUACACUGAUAAUGCAAAGAAGAUGCGGGAUAAAUACAGUGUGGUACUGGAUACUCCUGAAUACAGGACAGUUCAAGAAUUAAAAACACAUUUGAGUGAUCUGGUUUACAGAGCUGCAGGAAAGGAGCUGAAGACAAAGUAUACUUCCAUCCUUGAUACACCUGAUAACUUAAGAGCCAAGCAAGGACAAAAAAUACAGAGCCAGUAUUUGUAUGUGGAGCUUGCCACAAAAGAGAGACCCCAUCACCAUGCUGGUGGUCAGACUCCAGCUUUUACCCAUGCAAGGCAUGUAAAGGAUAUGGUUAGUGAGAAAAAAUAUAAAAUCCAGUAUGAGAAGAUGAAGGACAAAUACACGCCUGUCGUUGAUACUCCAGUCUUGAUCAGAGCCAAGAGAGCUUACCUGAAUGCUAGCGAUUUGCGCUACAAAGAAACCUUUGAGAAUGAAAAGGGGAAAUACCACACUGUGAAAGACGCUUUGGAUAUUGUCUAUCACCGAAAGGUCACUGAUGAUAUCAGCAGUGUGAAAUACAAGGAAAACUACAUGAGUCAGUUGGGAGUCUGGAGAUCUAUUCCAGACCGACCAGAUCAUUUCCAUCAUCGUGCAGUCACAGAUGCUAUUAGUGAUUUUAAGUAUAAGGAAGACUUAUCCUGGCUCAGAGGCAUUGGCUGCUACGCAUGGGAUACUCCAGAUUUUGCUCUGGCAGAGAAGAAUAAGGUGCUCUACAGUGGGUGUAAGUACAAGGAGAUGUUUGAGAAGACUAAGUCUCAUUUUAAGUAUGUAGCUGAUUCUCCAAUUAACCAGCAUUUUAAAUAUGCUACUAAGUUAAUGGAUGAGAAAUUGUAUAAAGCUGCCUAUGAGAAGCUCAAAGAUAGGUACAGCGUUAUUGUGGAUGAUCCUAGGAACCUCCUGGCCAAGUGGGGGACCACACUGAGCAGUCAGAAAAAAUAUAAGUCCUUUGCCAAGAUGUUGCUGAAACAAGGAUGUAAUGAAAUUCUGAGGCCAGAUAUGCUGAGAGCACUCUACAACACAUACUUAUGGAGCCAGAUUGAAUAUAAAAAGGAAUAUGAAAAGAAGAAAGACAAAUAUACUACAGUUGUGGAUACUCCAGAACACUUACGGACUACAAAAGUGAACAAACAGAUCAGUGAUAUUAUUUACAAGUUGGAAUAUAACAAAGCAAAGCCUAAAGGCUAUACUACAAUCCAUGAUACCCCUAUGUUGUUGCACGUGCGCAAGGUCAAGGACAGAAUAAGUGAUCUGAAAUACAAGGAGCUGUAUGAGAGGAAUAAAUCUCACUGCAAUGUCAUAGCUGAUUCAGUUCAUAUUAAGACUCCAAGGCAUGCUUACAAGCUAAACAGCAAUCUAGAUUAUAAGAAAAAGUAUGAAGCAGCCAAGGCUCAUUGGCACUGGAUUGCUGAUAGACCUGACUUUGUGCAAGCAGCCAAGUCAUCUCUGCAACAGAGUGAUUAUGAAUACAAACUGGACCGUGAAUUCCUAAGAGGAUGCAAACUCUCUGUCACGGAUGACAAAAACACAGUAUUGGCUUUAAAUAAUGCCAUCUUGGCAAGUGAUAUAAAAUACAAAGAGAAGCAUAACAAAGCUCGAGGAACAUACCACGUUGUUCCAGAUACACCUCAGAUUCUCCUGGCUAAGAAUGUCAGCUCUCUUGUGUCUGAGAACAAAUACAAAGAACAUAGCAAAAAGCAGCUUCCACGUGGGUCUUAUACAACCCUUCCUGAAACACGAGACACUGCUCAUGUGAAAGAGGUGACCAAGAAUGUCAGUGAGACAAAUUAUAAAAAGAAGUUUGUGAAGGAGAAAGGCAGGUCGAACUACUCGGUGAUGCUGGAGCCUCCUGAAGUGAAACAUGCCAUGGAAGUGGCUAAGAAACAGAGUACUGUUGAAUACAAGAAAGAUGCCAAAUCCAAGCUGCACUAUACACCUAUAGCAGAUCGGCCAGAUAUUAAAAAAGCAACACAAGCUGCCAAGUUAAUUAGUGAUAUUGAAUAUAAGAAGCGUGGAGGAGCUGGCAUAGGUGUAACCAUGCUGGGACGUCCUGAUAUUGAACUUGCAAAGGAGGUGUCAAAGCUAACUAGCCAGGUUAAAUACAAGGAGAAUUUCUCCAAAGAGAAGGGUAAAAAGCCGAAGUAUGAUUUAAAGGAGGCUAAAAUCUACAAGACCAUGAAAGAUGCUCACAACAUAGCUAGUGAGGUGAAAUAUAAGGCAGAUUUAAAGAAACUUCAUAAGCCUGUCACAGACAUGUCUGAAUCGCUGAUCAUGAACCACGUCCUGAAUACAAGCCAGCUCGCCAGUGCUUACCAGUACAAGAAGCAAUAUGAGAAGAGUAAGGGUCACUACCAUGUGGUGCCAGAUAAUCUUGAACAGGUUCAUCUAAGGGAGGCAUCAGAACUACAGAGCCAAGUGAAAUACAGAGAAAAAUAUGAGAAGGAAAAAGGAAAACCUAUGUUGGACUUUGAAACUCCAACAUACCUAACUGCAAAAGAAUCUCAGCUCAUGCAGAGUGAGAAAGAAUAUAAGAAGGACUUUGAAGAGUCUAUUAAGGGCAGAAACCUUACUGGCUUGGAGAUUACACCAUCCUUAUUACAUGUCAAAUAUGCAACCAAAAUAGCAAGCGAGAAAGAGUACAGGAAGGAUCUGGAGGAAGGUGUCAAAGGCAAAGGUCUAACAGCCUUAGAAGAGACUCCAGAUAUGCUGAGAGCAAAGAAUGCAACUCAAAUCCUAAAUGAGAAAGAGUACAAAAAAGCCCUGGAAAUGGAAAUCAAAGGAAGAGGUCUCACAGAACUGGCUUUGGAGACACCAGAUUUUGUGAGAGCAAAGAAUGCCACUGACAUUGCGAGCCAGAUCAAAUACAAACAGUUGGCAGAAAUGGAGAAAGCCAAUUACACCAGUGUUGUUGAUACUCCAGAGAUUAUUCAUGCCCAGCAGGUCAAGAACCUUUCAAGCCAGAAAAAGUAUAAGGAAGAUGCAGAAAGGACCAUGCCAUACUAUGUGCCUGUUGUAGACACACCAGAAAUGCAGAGAGUCCGUGAGAAUCAAAAGAACUUUAGCACACUUCAGUAUCAGUGGGACCUACAGAACAGUAAAGGAAAAGUUACAGUGGUACAAGACACACCAGAAAUACUCCGUGUGAAAGAAAACCAGAAGAAUUUCAGCUCGAUUUUAUAUAAAGAAGAUAUUGGAACUGGAACUACUAUUGAAAAGACACCAGAGAUGCAGAGAGUUAAACGAACCCAGGAUGCAAUUAGCUCGAUUAAGUACAAGGAGAGUAUUGGAAAGGGAACUCCUAUUCCUGAUCUCCCAGAAGUGAAGCGUGUCAAGGAGACCCAGAAGCACAUCAGCUCGGUAUUAUACAAAGAGGACCUAGGGACAGGUAUCCCAACACCAGUCACUCCAGAAAUAGAGAGAGUCAAACGCAAUCAAGAACACAUUAGCUCGGUGUUAUACAAAGAGGGCUUAGGGACUGGCACCCCAACACCGGUCACUCCAGAGAUGGAGAGAGUCAAACGCAAUCAAGAGAACAUUAGCUCGGUGUUGUACAAGGAGGAGGUGGGGAUUGGAACCCCAGUACCCGUAACCCCUGAGAUGGAGAGAGUCAAACGCAAUCAAGAAAACUUUAGCUCGGUGUUAUACAAAGAGGAUCUGGGGACAGGGACCCCAACACCUGUCACUCCUGAGAUUGAAAGAGUCAAACGCAAUCAAGAACACUUUAGCUCGGUGUUAUACAAGGAGGGGCUGGGGACAGGGACCCCGACACCUGUCACUCCUGAGAUUGAGAGAGUCAAACGCAAUCAAGAACACUUUAGCUCGGUGUUGUACAAGGAGGAUCUGGGGACAGGAACCCCAAUACCUGUCACUCCUGAGCUUGAGAGAGUCAAACGCAAUCAAGAACACAUUAGCUCGGUGUUGUACAAAGAGAACGUGGGGACUGGCACCCCCAUUCCAGUCACUCCAGAGAUGGAGAGGGUCAAACACAAUCAAGAAAUCUGUAGCUCGGUGUUAUACAAAGAAAACGUAGGGAAAGCAACCCCGACACCUGUCACUCCCGAGAUGGAGAGAGUCAAACGCAAUCAAGAAAUCAUUAGCUCGGUUUUGUACAAAGAAAAUGUGGGGAAAGUGACCCCAACACCAAUCACUCCAGAGAUGGAGAGAGUCAAACGCAAUCAAGAAAUCAUUAGCUCGGUGUUGUACAAAGAGAACUUGGGGCGAGCAACCCCCACCCCUAUCACUCCAGAGAUGGAGAGAGUCAAACGCAAUCAAGAACACAUUAGCUCGGUAUUGUACAAAGAACAUCUGGCAAAAGGGACUCCAACACCCAUGACCCCAGAGAUGGAGAGGGCCAAGCGCAACCAGGAGAACAUUAGCUCGGUUCUUUAUUCUGAUAGCUUCCGGAAACAAGUGCAGGGCAAAGCUGCCUAUGUCCUGGAUACACCUGAGAUGCGGCGUGUACGAGAGACCCAGAAACACAUCUCCACGGUGAAAUACCAUGAAGAUUUUGAGAAAAACAAAGGUAGUUUCACACCUGUAGUUACUGACCCCAUUACAGAACGUGUGAAAAAGAACAUGCAGGACUUCAGUGACAUCAGCUAUAGAGGCAUUCAAAGACGAGUGGUAGAAAUGGAGCGAAAACGCGUGGACCAGGAUCAAGAGAAUCUCACAGAUCUCCGUGUGUGGCGCACGAAUCCUGGCUCGGUCUUUGACUAUGACCCAGCAGAAGACAACAUUCAGUCCCGAAGCUUACACAUGAUCUCUGUCCAGGCCCAGCGCCGCAACAGGGAACAUUCCCGCUCUGCCAGCGCCCUGAGCCUCAGCGCUGGCGAUGAGAAAUCGGAGCCCUCGGACGGGCUGGAUCAGCAUCUCUCCUAUUACAGCAACGCGGGCUUCUUCACUACAGCGGCAACAGUGACCUACAAACACGCUAAAACGGUAGAGCUGCCCCAGCAAAGAUCAGCCUCCGUUGCCACCCAGCAGACGACUGUGUCCUCGGUCCCUUCUCACCCUUCCACUGCUGGCAAGACCUACCGGGCCAUGUACGACUACACGGCCGCCGAUGCGGACGAAGUUUCCUUCAAGGAUGGCGACACCAUCGUGAACGUGCAAGCGAUCGACGAGGGCUGGAUGUACGGGACGGUCCAGCGGACGGGCAAGACGGGGAUGCUGCCCGCCAACUACGUGGAGGCCGUGUGAGGCC